GUCCCUGGUUAAAGCGUUAAUAUCAACCCGAUAACUCAUCGCAGGUCAGUGCGCAUGUGCGAUCACUUCAACGUGGCAAGAUGGCGGCGCCCAGAUGUUUCGCCGUGUUUGUCUGCGUCUUGAUGCUGGUACCGUUCUCCCUGCCCGCCAAGAAGAACAAGAUGGCCCACAUCCUGACUGUCGAGGAUCAUAAGGAGUUUAAGAAGAUUCUCAGGACCAGGACCAACGUCUUGUCUCUGUUUGCCAAGUCAGAGAGGGCAGCCAGUCCCAUACUGGACACCUUUGCGCAGGUAGCAGAAGACAUGAAGGGACUUGGUACCCUCGUCUUUGUGGACUGCAGCGACAAAGAAGCGAAGAAACUGUGCAAGAAGGUGAAAUCUAACCCAGACACCUACGAGCUCAAACAUUACAAGGAUGGUGACUUCAACAAAGGUUAUGACAGACAAGAAACUUACAAGUCGAUGAUGAACUUCCUGCGUGACCCGACGGGCGACAUUCCUUGGGAGGAGGACCCCACCGCGAAGGAUGUUGUACACGUGGAAAGCGAUAAGGCCUUGAACAAACUUGUGAAAAAAGAAAAGACUCCGAUCCUGAUGAUGUUUUAUGCACCAUGGUGUGGCCACUGUAAGAGGUUGAAACCAGACUAUGCUGCAGCAGCUACUGAACUGAAAGGACAAGCUACACUAGCAGGAAUGGAUGUGGAUAAACCAGAGAAUGAACCUGUCAGGAGACAGUUUAACAUCACAGGGUUCCCUACUAUACUGUACUUCGAGGGUGGAAAGCAGAAGUACAAGUAUGGAGGAGAAAACAACAAACAGGGCAUAGUUAGCUGGAUGAAGGAUCCCCAGCCUCCAGUAGAGAAGGCCCCUGAGCCAGAGUGGAGUGAUGUGGAGUCAGACGUGGUCCAUCUCACCGACGAGACAUUCGACACCUACAUGGAGGAGCACGCCUCUGUACUCGUCAUGUUCUACGCACCAUGGUGUGGUCACUGCAAGAAGAUGAAGCCAGAAUAUGACGAGGCAGCGACCACCCUCAAGGAGGAAAGUAUUGAUGGCGUUUUGGCGGCUGUGGACGCAACCAAGUCACCUCAGGUCGCUAAAAGGUUUGAGGUCAAAGGUUACCCAACGGUCAAGUAUUUCAAGGACGGAGAGGAGGCUUUCGGGUUCAACGACAGGACGGCGGAUAAAAUAGUGGACUUCAUGAAGGAUCCGAAGGAGCCGCCCCCUCCCCCUCCCCCCGAGCAGCCUUGGCAGGAUGUGGAGAGUGAGGUCGUUCACCUCGGGGACGAGGACUUUAAGUCUCAGCUGAAGAGGAGGAAACAUGCCCUGGUCAUGUUUUACGCUCCAUGGUGUGGUCACUGCAAGAAGGCCAAGCCACAUUUCACCAAUGCUGCAGAGAAAUACAAGGAGGACACCAAGGUGACGUUUGCAGCGGUGGACUGUACCACUCACCAAGGGGUGUGCGGGCAGUACGAGGUCAGAGGUUACCCCACCAUCAAGUACUUCAACUACGGCAAGAACCCCAAGGACUACGAGGGCGGUCGGGAGGAGGCAGACUUUGUCGCCUUCAUGUCGGACCCCCUGAACCCCACUCCCCCCACCCCUCCCCCUAAGGACCCAGCAGAGGAGUGGGCGGAGCUUGAGGGGGCGGAGGAAGUGGUCCAUCUCCAUGACAACACGUUCGAGGACUUCAUCCAGCAGAACCCGUCAGUGCUGGUCAUGUUCUAUGCUCCAUGGUGUGGCCACUGCAAAGCCAUGAAACCAGACUAUGCCCUAGCUGCAAAAGCACUAAAGGAAGACGAGGUGCCAGGGGUCCUGGCUGCAGUAGACGCCACUGUAGACAGGGUUCUGCAGAGCAAAUAUGACAUCACGGGAUUCCCCACAUUGAAGCAUUUUAAGGACGGAGAGUUUAACACAGACUACAACAAGGGCAGAAAUCUGGACGCUCUUGUGGAGUUCAUGAAAAACCCCCAGAAGGCACCACCCCCUCCCCCUCCUGAACCAGAGUGGUCGGAAGUGCCGAGUGAAAUCAGCCACCUGACGGACGACACGUUCAACGGAUUCAUUCAGGAACACAGCUCUGUUCUUGUGAUGUUCUACGCACCAUGGUGCGGCCACUGUAAGAAGAUGAAGCCAGCGUAUCAGGACGCAGCAGAAAAACUGUUGAAAGAAAAUCCUGAGGCCAAACUGGCAGCUGUGGACGCUACAAAGUAUGCAGCCCUGGGCACAAAGUAUGAGGUUCGGGGAUACCCUACUAUCAAGUACUUCAAGAAUGGAGAGAUGGCCUUCCAGUACAACAAGGGAAGAACCACAGAUGACAUUGUCGCAUUUAUGAAGGACCCAAAGGACACCCCACCCCCUGCCCCAGAGAAGGAAUGGAGUGAGGAGGCCAGUGAUGUGGUUCACCUGACAGACGCGACGUUUGCUACAUACACACAGGAGAACAGCCCUGUACUGGUCAUGUUCUACGCACCAUGGUGUGGCCACUGUAAGCGGGCGAAACCUGAGUACACAAAGGCAGCAGAACAACUGAAGAAGGACGCCAUCUCUGCUACACUGGCAGCUGUCGACUGCACCAAGCAUUCAGAAUCCUGCAAGGCACACGACGUUAAGGGUUAUCCCACCUUCAAGCUCAUCAAGGACGGGGUUGCUUCAGACUACAACCUGGGAAGGACAUCGGAAGACUUCAUGGCCUUCAUGCUGAACAGCCUGCCUAAACCGCCCAAAGAUGAGCCAAAAGUUGAAGAACAGAAGAAAGAGGAGCCGGCUCAAGAAAAGAAGGAAGAAGCAAAACCCAAGGAGGAGAAGAAAGAAGAACCCAAGAAGGAAGCAGAGAAGCCUGCAGCAGAAGAAAAGGAGCGACCUAAGAGAGAAACUCCGACUGACGAGUGGGCCUCUACCGACACGGCUGCUGAUGUGAACUUCCUCACCACAGAAACCUUCGACCAGUUCGUGGCCGAUCACAAGUCUGUCUUGGUCAUGUUCUAUGCACCAUGGUGCGGGCACUGUAAGAGGAUGAAGCCAGCAUUCGAGGAGGCAGCGACUCGUCUGAAGACAGAAUUCCCCGCAGCUAAACUGGCGGCCCUGGAUGCCACACAGUUCAGGGACGUCAGCACCAAGUAUGAAGUCAGGGGAUACCCCACACUGCUGUACUUCAAGGAUGGGCAGAAGGAGAUGAAAUACCAGCUGGGACGAUCCACCGAUGAUCUGGUCAAGUUUAUGAAGAAUCCCCAGGCACCCCCUCCCCCACCCCCUCCUGAGUCAGAAUGGUCGGAAGUGCCAAGUGAGAUCAACCACCUGACGGACCAGACAUUCGACAGUUUCGUGUACCGACACAGCUCUGUGCUCGUCAUGUUCUAUGCCCCUUGGUGUGGCCACUGUAAGAGAAUGAAGCCAGCUUAUCAAGAGGCAGCAGAACAACUGAAGAAGGAAAAACCAGAGGCCAAACUUGCAGCUGUGGACGCCACAAAAUACAAGGAGUUGGGACAGCAAUACGGUGUCCGAGGGUAUCCAACCCUCAAGUACUUCAAGAAUGGAAAGGUGGCAUCUGACUACAACAAGGGGAGAGGAAAGGAUGACAUUGUUGCUUUCAUGAAAGCGCCUCAGGUGGCUCCCCUAAGACAGAAGAGCCCCCUACCAAGAAGGUGAAACCUGCAGCAGGCGACAGUCAUU
Branchiostoma floridae (Florida lancelet) is the source of this 3671-nucleotide messenger RNA. Its product is annotated as dnaJ homolog subfamily C member 10-like. Gene Ontology annotation, cellular component: endoplasmic reticulum. Gene Ontology annotation, biological process: protein folding. The transcript is spliced from 35 exons. Bases 81 to 3647 code for a protein of 1188 amino acids. NCBI's taxonomy places the organism in Eukaryota, Metazoa, Chordata, Leptocardii, Amphioxiformes, Branchiostomatidae. Gene Ontology annotation, molecular function: protein disulfide isomerase activity. The record is from RefSeq and is a predicted model, not a curated record.